Molecule: messenger RNA, 913 nt
Organism: Oppiella nova
Lineage: Eukaryota; Metazoa; Arthropoda; Arachnida; Sarcoptiformes; Oppiidae
Source: the annotation of a GenBank genome assembly
UGCAUUGUGUGCGACCCACCCAUGAGUUUCUGCUUUGUCACUGAAUUGGUGUGAAUUUGUGGUGACUUUCAAAACAGUGUCCAAUUGUCUGCAAUUGAUUUCAUUUGAUAACUCAUACGCGAGUGUCCAUUGACUCAAGAGGAAUGGCAUCCGAGAGAUACAGCUUUUCAUUGACUACUUUCAGUCCGUCGGGAAAGUUAGUGCAGAUCGAGUACGCGUUGGCAGCCGUGGCCGCCGGUGCACCCGCUGUAGGCAUUAAAGCGUCGAAUGGCGUGGUGUUGGCGACCGAGAAGAAGCAUAAGUCGAUUAUAUACGAAGAGCACUCUAUCUUCAAAGUGGAGGCCAUCACCAAACACAUCGGUCUCGUGUACAGCGGAAUGGGUCCCGACUAUCGACUUCUGGUGCGAAGAGCGCGCAAAAUAGCGCAGCAGUACUACUUGACGUACUCCGAGCCCAUACCCACCACUCAAUUGGUUCAACGCGUCGCCCAUAUUAUGCAAGAGUACACCCAAUCAGGAGGUGUUCGACCUUUCGGUGUCUCCCUAUUGAUCGCUGGAUGGGAUAACGACAGACCCUAUCUCUUCCAAUGCGAUCCAUCCGGUGCAUACUUUGCAUGGAAGGCCACAGCUAUGGGCAAGAAUCACAUAAACGGCAAGUCCUUCCUCGAGAAACGUUAUAGCGAAGAGUUAGAGCUCGAGGACGCCAUUCAGACGGCUAUAUUGACUCUGAAAGAGGGCUUUGAGGGACAGAUGACUCCCGACAACAUAGAGAUCGGCAUUUGUGACGCCCAGGGAUUCAGAAGACUAUCUCCAACUGAAGUGAAGGAUUAUUUGGCGACAAUCGCUUGAUUUCGCAUCACUUUCCCUUUAUUUUAAUAAAUUUGUUUUUUAAUAAAUUAUAAAAUUGCUGUCAA